Molecule: messenger RNA, 8232 nt
Organism: Psilocybe cubensis
Lineage: Eukaryota; Fungi; Basidiomycota; Agaricomycetes; Agaricales; Agrocybaceae
Exons: 14
Coding region: 1-8232 (2743 amino acids)
Biological process (GO): cell morphogenesis
Cellular component (GO): cell cortex; site of polarized growth
Molecular function (GO): carbon-oxygen lyase activity, acting on phosphates
Source: RefSeq, a predicted model, not a curated record
AUGGAAGCAAACCAGGACUACUCAGUUGAGCGUAUCCUUGAGAUUUACAAAAAUCUUGUAAGGAAUACCGAGUUUGUGCCUCGUGAAGCAGUGCCCAGCACCAAUGCGACGUACAACGCCCUACUUUCAGAGGUAGCAGAGUACAACGACGGAGGAAAAUGGUUCAUCAAACUGUGCGAUGAAUCCGCUACCCUGGCGGAGCCUCUAAUUCUCCAAAGAAAAGAACCAGAGGCAAAGGUUUUAGGAUUAUUACUAGACUCACUCAUUGCAUUCUACCAAACCUGGGAUCCGAUUCCGGCCAACGCCAUGUCACACUCUGUCCUAGAAUUUAUCAACGGGGUUUUGCUCGAACAGGACCCCAAUAUCCUUGACAUGGAGCUUUCAACGGCCGCAAAAAGCUGGCCAUACUUCUUACGCCGGAAGACUGGGAUCUCUGCUGCCUUUGCAUUUGGUAUCUUUCCAAAAGAGCUGAAUAUUGAACUGCCGGUAUACAUUCAAGCCAUAGAAGAUACCGUCCAAUUUAUCGACAUUUUUAAUGAUGUCCUUUCAUUCCACAAAGAAUAUCAGAGUGGGGAACGCAACAAUUAUAUCAACAGUAGAGCUCGCGUCAAUGAGAAAACGAUUGUUGAAACUCUCCAGGAAUCUGCUGAGGAUGCACUAGCGGCAUACUCCAGGGCGAAACAAAUUCUCAUGGGUACCGAAGCCUACCUUCCUUGGAAGAGCUGUCUCGAUGGAUAUAUCUCCUUCCACUUCUUAGCACAGAAACGCUAUCGUCUGAACGAGCUAGGCUUUCAAACAGACGGAUCUUUCCAAGAUCGUAAGUAUGCACAGGAACGCGCCAUUUUAGGGGUAAUUCACGUGUACCACGUGGCUAUUGUUGACAACGCCGAACAGCGGAGAAUUGGGGCUCACGUUGCUGUUUCGAUGAGUAAUGGACUGCAACAGAUCACAAUUCCAGAUUUCGACGAUGAUGUGAGCUCGGCACCGACACCGUUUGGGCGGUCAGCGUUCGGCCUAGGAAAUGGAGGCUUUGGCGGCGGCGGGUUUGGGGGAGGCGGGUUUGGAGGAGGCAGCGGGUUUGGAGGAGGGCUUGACUCGCCCAACGGCCUGAACACCCCAAUGAGCGCCUUCCAGAACGCCGAAAAAAGUUAUUUCUCCCAUGCAAGAGGCGAUUCCUCUGCUUCCAUAGACUCCACUGGCUCAGCGACGACCCGUUAUGCCAGUAAACCAGGAACCCCGUUUUCUCAUUCUGCUCAACCUUCCAUCGCAACCAACACUGUUGGUUUUUCCAAGAAACCAUCUUUUGCAUCUAUACGAAAUGCUUUCAAGAAAAGCAAUAAUGAACCUCCACCAAUGCCCUCGCUGGAACACUCGCCGUACCCAGUUCUCAAGAAUCCUUUCAAUCGAUCCACGUCGUCCCUGACACAGCCCACUCUCUCGAGAGGAUCAUCGGCAACACCAACUACCGCCUCAAAUCCUUCCUAUGCUCGUCCCGGUACCCCUGGCUCUUCGACGAAUCCGUUUGCGCGCCAUCCAACAAAGUCAAAGGGUGGUCAUGCGUACAACAAGUCCCAACACUCUCACAAUGGUUCUAUAUUUCACAUUUCGGACAACGGCAGUGAUCCAUCCCAGCCUUACCCUCCCUCUCCUCCACCUGUACCCCGAGUCCCGAGUGCAUACGGACUGAUGUAUCGCGAAGACAUCACCCAGGACUAUGAAGACGACAAAGUGGUCAUGGAUCCCAAAACUCCUUCGGAUUUCGCUCUGCACGCUGUUUUUAUACGAUUCGUAACAUCUGCGGAAGGGAAGAUCGAUUCGUUUCUUCGACAGCCUCUGGAUCAAGAAACAUUGCUUACGACUAUCAUGGGUCCUGGCGUAGACCCUAAGUUCGACGAAACAUUACACUCCCUCGGCAUCAUUGCUCAGAAGAACGCCAAAAAGGUCAUAGAUUCCAUCAUGCGCUGGCGGCGGAGCCAACUCGAAAGUGUUGGCUCAGAUCUCAUCAGGGUGCAUCAAGACAGCCGGUUUCGCUUUCACGAAAUUCCCAACCUUCUCAACGAACGCAAGGCUCUGGCAGCCAUCUAUGUCAUGUGUCGUGCACUCAUAGCGGUGCUACAGAUGCUUUCAAAAGAUGCUCUAGGGGACUCUCUCGGACAUAUUCUUGAGACGACGACAUUUGAACAGUUCAAGAGGCCUGAUCGAAAGCUACAAACACUCUCAGCCAAUCACCGGAUCAAUUCCGAGUUGUAUGCAACACUUCUAGGACAUCUAGCCAACGUUCGGUUCAUGAGCGUCACAGAUCUUUUCCUUGCAGAGCUUACACCGGUGGCCAAUGGUCAGGUAUCCAAAGAUCUUGGUGCGAAGUACGAAAACUUGAUUAGAGGUUUGAGUCAUAUCAAGAUCAAGGUCUGGCCACCGGAAGCCUUUGAGGAAGGUGCUGAGUUUAUGGAGCUCCUAUCCAAGUCGUAUGCGAAUUCGCACGGGCACCUCAAGGUCGCUUUUGCAGAGACGCUAAUUCUAUUGUUGCAUCCGAUAGGAAAGACUGCUCAAGCCGAGACGAACAAUCCACAGUGGGGCAAGGCCAUUGAACUCAUUUAUCCAAAGGCCAAAGAGAUGAUGAGCAAACCUCGAUACUGGCAAGUAGUGUAUCCGCUGGCUGUGACCAGUCUCUGUGUAGCACCCCAGGCGUACUUCUUGAAACACUGGCAAGCCUUUUUUGAGGCUUCGAUAUCCAAACUAAAGGAACGCCCGUAUAGAACGACUAUCAUGAAUGGGCUCAUUCGAAUAGCUUGGACAUACCUAUACCGCUGUCAAGAAAGUGCAUCUACGACCAUGACGAAACUUGAAACGUUGCUAAAACAUUUUUUCCCUCCCAAUCGAACAAACGUAUUUCCGGCGGAUGAUCACACAGAGUCGUUGGUAUACAUCAUGCAUUUCAUUCUUUCACGACAUCCUGAAUAUGGCAGAGACAUCUGUCUUGACCUUAUGCAACAACCAAAUAUUGCCAGCCUGGAACAGAAGUCCAGCAGUAUUGGUAGUGUUCUGGCUCCCGAACGAAUUGCUAUCGCCCUUAACGCCAUUCUCCUUUCUUUUCAUAACACGGAACGCGACAUUAACAUACCCACGUGGCCUUCUUCGAGCGACUUCUCGACCCUACCUCCCAGGUCUGACUACGUGUCGUCAUCGGAGUAUAUCAACACGUCGACCCUGAAACCAGGAAUGGCAGAAUUCAUACGAAAAUGUUCCAAGGCUCUGUCCUCGAUUGCUGCUUUCUGUUACAAUUCCGUUGGCAAUAUGUCCGUGUUCGACGAGCAGUGGUCAUACGUCCGGUUAAGCCCUGCCUUUGAGGAAUCGAAUAACUUUGUCAUCCGGCGGCACGCGGAUGGAAUUGUGACUGCGUACCCUGUCCAGUCCUCACCGCACGUUUCUUUGCUUUGCACAUCUUUUCAAGCAUGGCCCAGGUUACUCGAUACACAAUCUCUCGCCAUCACGGAUGCUAUCGAAAUGCUACUCAGAGGUGUCGUUCACGUAGAACCAAAUGUCUCGGAUUCUGCCGGUCGUGCUCUGAAACGUUUUAUGGCGGACGAUACCAAUGCCAUUCAAAUCAUCUCACAAUUUAAUCAGUUCCUUUAUAGUCCCGGCCGCAUUUGCCACGAUCCGGGUCUUAAGCUACACAUUGAAUACUCGCCACUGCUUCGUCUCUGGGUAGAGGUCGUAGAUGAUUGGAUAAAAGGCAUUGUCCGACGGGGCAUUGAUGCGUUUUCCCAGGUUGACCAGAUUGUCCAAAAAUGCACAGAAAUUGAGGCUGCGUCUCUUUUUCUCCUCUCGCACGAUUCUCCCGACAUCUACGCCGCUGGAGUUAAAAUUGUUCGAUUCCUUGGAACUAUCUCCCCUUUAAUCUCCAAUAUUGCGAGCUCAUCGUCUUCCAAUAACCUUUACGUCGUUGACCGACUACAAGGUAGGCGACCUGGGCUUGCAUUUCUCAAAGGACAUGAAGAACUCCUCGACAAUUCCGAGAAAUCUCGUUUGGAACAAUGGCAGAAGCUUAAAGCAGAUGAAGUGGCCCUACGCAUUGCUGAUAGCAUCAAUCCAAAGGAUCGUAAAAUCUGGCGCCAUGUAUAUCCUUCCUUCCUUCAGGAAUGCAUCGAGCAUGCCAGUCCAACCCUUGGUCUCCUACGAGACGCCAUCGUUGCCACUGUCUCACGUUACCAUCCUUCGAUAUCGUAUCUAGGCGGUGUAAGCAAUCGGGUCCCGCCUGGUCUUCCUCAACGAAACCCCCUAGAUCGGGAUGGAAACAAACUUGUCAUGGACAAUAAACCCCUUAUAGACCAGUGGCACAUCUGGGUCAAGAUUCUGUGUUCAACAGCCGUUCCGCCAGAUGUGUCGCGCCCAGCUCUUACUAAACUUGGCAGAGAUCACUCUCGUGUACCUUCUGCCGACGUCAACUUUGAACGGGAACGAUAUCUGUCCUCUCGUGGCUUGUUCCGUCAUCUUACACCCUUCCUCGACUCUGAGUAUACACUCUUCCGUGAUGCCGCUGUACUUUGCAUCAGCUCAUUUCCUCCUGACUCAUACCCUCAACUACUCGAGGCCCUCAGCCCACUCACUGGUCGUCAGGCAUACGAAGACCCUCGAUCUAAACUAGUAACGACGCCUGCACUGGAGCAGAGUUUCGGUCUUCUGGCCUCCCGUCAGAUGCAUGACGAAAAUAGAUCGAAAUCUGGCAGUUCGACUCUACUAACGGAACAUAGUCGCCGGCAAGAGCGGCUUCAUUCCGCCGUUGCACGUAUAUACUGCUUGACCUCCCACAUGCUUCACCAACAACGGUCCUCCGCAGUCCUGGCGAACAUACUUAAAUUCGUAAGGAACACUCAGACCUUUUUAAGCGGAACCGACACGCGAGACAAUCCAUCAUUGCAUCGUCUGCGACGGUACUUUUGUGGGAUUGUCGAACGUCUCUUCAAUGAACUCGCCACUCUUAAAGAUUCUGACCGCUUCAUACCCUCUCACAUGCACAUCUCUCUUUAUCGACUGUGCGAAGAAUGGUGCCAAGUAGGCCCUCCAACCGAGUCUUUCAAGAAACGUCUCAACGCAAUGCAAAGAACCGUGGAAGCUGGCGAUCCUAACACUGCACGAGAACGCCUGCAAAAAUUUCGCCAGGACAGCGCAUCGCUGUCUCACGCAGCAGUUGGUGCACUGACUGCACUCUCUUACAAGGCUUUCUUUCCUCCCGACCAAGCAGCUAGCUCCCCCACAGACCGCUUAUUACCAGACUUUAUUCGACCUCUCACCGUGGCGAACGUACUGGAUCGCCUGAGUGCUAUUAUGACCUCUUCGGAUGACGCAAAUAGGGUCAAGGGAAUGAACACGUUACGGGCGCUAUCAACUCACCCGGAAUUAAACUUAGACCUUAUCCACGAGAUUUUACGGAGGUCUAUCGUUGUCACGGAUAAGGCUGAUUCCAAUAAUCAACGGUUCUUUGAGGUGGUAUCCGAUAUAGUAUGCGAGGACCAUCACCGCUUCACCUUCUCGCAAAUCGUCUGUUUAGGGCUUACCAAUCUUCGUCAUCCAUCUGGGCCAAUUCGAUCGUUGGCCUUCUCAAUGCUUGAGGCUAUUCACCACCAGCAUUCUGGUCUUCUCACAAUGUCCAUGUUUGAAGCCUCGGUCGCAAGCAUGGCCCCAUCAACUUAUGUUCACGCUCAUAAGUCCGUUGCUGAUUUCCUUGCUGGAGAACAUCCACAUCAAGCAAUCAGUAUUCUGGCUCAGCUCGGGAACUGGUUACCCCAAUUGCCCGGGGAGGCUCACGAUACAGAUGUAAUUCUGCUUCUCCUUCAGAGCCUGGAAUUCUGGAUACCCAAUAUCAACUUGAUGACGGACGACAUCUCUGCUGUAUCGCGAGAAGGUUUAUCGUGCCUUUACCACCUAACAUCUUUGACUCUGCGAUACGGGCAAAGCCACGCUGAACAAAUCCUGGUAUUGUGGACGAAGCUCGUGGAAUCACCUCAGCACUCGAAUAGUCACGCAACGGUUCGAUUCCUGCUUGAACAGGCGCAUAAAGUUGGAAAUAUGGUCUUCAUCACCUGUGCCGCUAACAUCGUUGCCUCACUUUGCCAGACUCGCCCUGGAAGGGAGGUAUUUGAAGACUUAUGCUCAGUAAUCGAACCUGCCCAUAUGCUUCCGACGGUUGAUCACAAAGUGCAGUUCCCAGAACCACAGGAUCUCAAAUUAUGGGAAGAUCUCGAUGUUCUUUUCGGGGAGCAUCCAAGGGUGACUCUAGGUUCUGCACAGUACGCCUGGCUCUUCUUGUCCGACGUCGCUUUGCAGCGCUACUGGGAAAUGAAAACCCAAUUACCCGUACUGCUUCACUCGGUUUUUACGCACCUUGACCACCGGGUUCCAUUUAUUCGUGAGCGAGCACAUUCGAUGCUGUUUCAGCUUUUGCGGUCUUGGACGCCAGGUUACGACGAACUGCCCGACCGAUCAACCAGUCGAUCUCGUGUUUCGGUCAAGGAAGCGAUCUCCGUUUUGGAGAAGGACGCACGGGACAUGUAUUGGGUAGAGGAGAGCUCGAGUGAAGAAGCGGUCCCAAAAAUGAAGCUUCUCUGUUCUCGCGUCUUAGGGUUCUUGGAACCAUUGGCUCCCAGCCUUGUUAGUCAAUGGGGCUCGCUAGCUUUGACAUGGGGGACGACUUGCUCUAUCCGUGCCACUGCGUUUCGGUCACUUCAACUCUUCCGAGCUUUGAUGCCACGCGUGAAAAAAGCUGAUUUCGCAAUGCUUUUGGGCAGAUUGUCGAAUACAGUUGCAGCAUCGGAGGAAAAUAUUCAAGCAUUUACAUCCGAGAUGUUUUUCACCAUCAACGCCGUUGCAAAAUCCGGAGAUCUGGACAAAUCUCUUUUGCCCCAGGCUUUCUGGUGUGCAUGCGCGUGUUUGUCGACAACAGUGGAGAAUGAAUUCAAGCAAACGAUUAUCUAUCUUGAAUCCCUACUGUCUAGAAUCGAUCUCAACGAUGCGGCGACCGUUGAAUUAUUGAUCUCACAUCGACCCAAGGACUGGCAGUCGUCUCCGUAUCUGCAGCCUCCCCUGUUGCGUGGCUUACGGUCAUCAGUUGUUUCAGAAUCAACAAUAAAAGUCCUUUCUAUGUUAGCCAAAGUUCAAGAUGGGCAACUCAUUGAUCCCUCGGAGGGAAGGCUUCGUGACUUAUAUACCGUAUCAUUGCCCUGGUGCCUGCACGCUAUGGACCAACCCGAAAAUACUUGGAAAACCUUCGCAGAAGAUAUUGGUGCACUGGCGAGCAAAGAAAAGCGGCACAGCAUUUUCAAGAUUAUGACUUCCUUUGCUAAAGGUCACUUCAGAACGCGGGAUGACUUCCUUCGGCAAUCCGUUGCUAGCCUCCGUGAACACUAUGGCCAUCAGGACUGGACCAAAGUUGUGACGCUCCUCUUGGGUCUUGUCUUGAACGAGCAACGGUGGUUGCGCGUCCAUGCCAUGCAAGUUCUCAAAGUUCUCUUUCAGCAUCGCGAAACUCGCAAUCCCGUUGAGCUGCUCGGUUCCGAAUUGCUUAUGCCGCUUCUUCGCCUUCUUGAGACUGAUCUUGCUCCUCAAGCUCUGGAUGUGUUGGAGGAGCCCAUGGCUAUGUCAGGUGGGGGACCUGCAGCUAAGCAUGUUCUACGCAUGAGUAUGCAUGUUGGGACUCUUACAGCCAUGGCUGAGUCGGAAUCCGUUACGACAAUUUUCGGAGCCCCAGAGCCUUCCGGGUGGUGCGUUGCACAGGCCGAUUCUCUCCGCAAAACAUGUCAACGCAAUGUCAUGGCCGUGUUUGAUACCUGCUCCGUGCCAACGAGGCCUUCCCGCAUUGAAUUUGAACCUGAAGUCGAAGCCCUUGCAUCAAUCAAAACUCCUCUUGCGGAAGACUUGGGUGGCUUGAUGAAGAACUUGCACGACUUAAAUAAUUACUUUAACGACGCCAAUUCUUCGAAACUUAACGGAAGUACUAUUCCAACACGGCGCCUCGAGGCUCGCGUUGCUGCCAUAUUGGCGAAGUCCGCUAAUCCAGACUCAGUAACGGACACUCCUCAAACUCCUUUCUUGGACGUCUUUAGUGUGGGUGGAAUUGACCACAACGAAGACUCAGACGAGUAUUCAGACAGUGACUCUGAUACCGAUGCAUUUAUCUUCGACAACCUUCCCCAUCACAGGGCACACAACAACGGCGCUCGACACAACUAUCAUUAA